AGCAUCAGGUUAAUGGUGAUUAUAUUAAUGCCUGACAGAUUCAAAAGGUGUUGAUUGCACAUGACUUUGUAUAAAAGCUGGCUGAAUGAGCUAGGACAUGCCUCAGUCUUUAGUUUUCUCCAGACAAGGCAGCCAACCACAGACCAGCAUGAAGUCAGUCCUGUUUUGCUUCCUCUUCUGUUGCUGGAAGGCAAUUUGCUGUAGUAGCUGUGAGCUGACCAACAUUACCAUUGCAGUGGAGAAAGCAGAGUGCCGCUUUUGCAUCAGCGUCAACACCACUUGGUGUGCUGGCUAUUGUUUCACCAAGGAUCUUGUGUAUAAGGACCCAGCAAGGCUCAACAUCCAGAAGACAUGCACGUUCAAGGAGUUGGUAUAUGAGACAGUGAGGGUGCCUGGCUGUGCUAAGCAAGCUGAUUCUCUGUACACAUACCCAGUGGCCACUGAAUGUCACUGUGGCAAGUGUGACAGUGAUAGCACUGACUGCACUGUAAGAGGUCUUGGGCCAAGCUACUGCUCCUUCAGCGAAAUGAAAGAGUGA
Molecule: messenger RNA, 538 nt
Organism: Ochotona princeps (American pika)
Lineage: Eukaryota; Metazoa; Chordata; Mammalia; Lagomorpha; Ochotonidae
Gene: FSHB
Product: follicle stimulating hormone subunit beta
Exons: 3
Coding region: 98-538 (146 amino acids)
Biological process (GO): G protein-coupled receptor signaling pathway
Cellular component (GO): cytoplasm; extracellular region
Molecular function (GO): hormone activity
Source: RefSeq, a predicted model, not a curated record